CUGAAAAAAUAUUUUAUUUACACACAUUAUAUUCUUACUUCGUUAGUAUAAUUUUAUAUUGUAAAGCUUCUAAAAAGUACAUUUUGAAAAAUGCAUUGUAAAAAUAUAUUAUUAUUAAUAUGCAUAUGUAUAUGUAUUACGUUAUCAUUGGCCGGGAAAAAAAGACGUGUCAAAAAUGUAAAAGGCGGAUCUUCAUCAAAAUCUGUUGAGGUUGAUCAUAACAAUGAUGAAAAGUUGAUAGAAUCCAUUAAUAAAGUCAAUUUAAGUGGCGAAACCGACGAGAAGUCACCGUCUACAGAGGAAGAGCAUAAUAAACCAAAAACACAACAUACACUUCAAAAAGAAGAGAAUAAUGUACCAGAAAUACGAUCAACACUUUCAAAGAAUGAUAUAACAAAUGAGCAAAUUGAUUUACUGACUACUAUUUAUAAUGGAGUAACUUCUAAUGAUACAAAAAAAUUAACUGUUGACAUUUUGAAAAACAUUUUUAAAUCUCUUGGUCAGAAUAAAGAUGAUAAGGAAUAUGAUGAUAUGAUGGAAUACCUUGACUCUGAAAAUGAUGGUCAAACAGGACUCGAGAAAUUCUUGAGUCUAUUUUUACCAAAGAGUCAAAAAGAAAACGAGAAAGAAAUGUCUACAAGUACUGCAGGCAAUACUGAAAUUUUUAAUAUUCUAUCAAAAGGAAAGUCUUUCAUCACUAUUAAUGAUAUAAAUGACAUUUCGAAAUAUUUUGACAAACACAAAUUGUUAGAUUAUCCUAGUAAUUAUAUAGAAGCGAUUAAAAAAAUAGCAAGAGAAAAAGAAAACAGCUGUAUUACUAUUGAGGAGUUUUUAAAAUUAACAAAAAAUGACGUUUAAGAUAACGAAAAAUGAUGGUUAUGUGUUGUAGCCAAAGAUAUAUUAUUUAAAGAUAUAUAUUAUAUAAAUACUUUUACUUUGUAUCACAAUCAAUGAAAUAUAUUUUAUAUAAUACUUUUCAAGUACUGUUUAUCAAGUAUAUUUUUGAAUAUCUGUUAAAUACAAAUAAGUCAAUUGCA
This is a messenger RNA of Daktulosphaira vitifoliae (grape phylloxera), 1037 nucleotides long. RefSeq names its product calmodulin-4-like. Lineage: Eukaryota; Metazoa; Arthropoda; Insecta; Hemiptera; Phylloxeridae. The coding region runs from base 91 to 858 and encodes 255 amino acids. The transcript has 8 exons. The record is from RefSeq and is a predicted model, not a curated record.